This is a messenger RNA of Letharia lupina, 666 nucleotides long. RefSeq lists its product as uncharacterized. Bases 1 to 666 code for a protein of 221 amino acids. Lineage: Eukaryota; Fungi; Ascomycota; Lecanoromycetes; Lecanorales; Parmeliaceae. The record is from RefSeq and is a predicted model, not a curated record. The transcript is spliced from 3 exons.
AUGGGCUUCAUGCUGGGAAAGAGACAAACAAACACCGACGGUUUCGUUAACAAUGACAAUGACGACGAUGACACGUGGGGCUAUUCUACUACAGGAGUAGCCAUCAAAUGGGCCGUCGUUGGCGCUCUUCUCAUACUACUCGUACUAUGGCUUGUCUUGGGACGCAUGCACGCUCAACGAAGGAUGAGGCGAGGUCAGCGUCCGUUGAUAUACCACAGAGUAUGUCUCUACGAACCUCUCACAUUCUACAUGCUGAGUUUCUACAGAUUCUGGUCCCCAGACCUCAAGGCGCUCGUUUCUAUCCACAACCUCGGUAUGCUUCCCACGGACCUGGCUGGGGCGGUGAAGGUUAUCAAAUGCAAGCGUAUCCUCCUCCAGUCUUUGAUUCACAGGAAUGAGGCUGACGGCAUAGCCUACAACACCGAUCAUGUACCACCGCCAGUCUAUCAACCUCCGGAUGGCGGCUCGAAGACCAAUCCUCAUCAAGAUUGGGCUGCUGUUCCACCUCCUGGUCCGCCACCUGGUCAUGAAGCUGGGGAAUCCUCGAGGACGGUGGAGACUGUGCCCUUGAAUCAAGAUGAGGCUGGGCAGGAAAAUACUACUGUGCAAUCACAUGUCCAGACAGAGAACCCAGGGCUGAUGUCGAGGUUGAACCCGUUCAAAUGA